AUGGAGGCUUAUAUGACGCAAAUUGCGUGUCCCGUUCAUUCGCCAGAACUUGUGAAAAACGUAAGCUGUCACCUAAAUCGAACAUCCCUUGGUGCAUCAUCGUACUCAGCAGAGUUUUCCUUGACGGAAGAUGUUAGUGACGCAAAAGGCAUUUACGUAUUUUCCAUAAAGCGAGGCUCAACCCUAACCAACUACACUGCAAUGGAUAUUGAAUAUUGCGAGGCGUUGGCAUCUUUACAAAAACAAUUUUUAUUAAAGAUGAUUGCCGACGAGCUGAGGCGAGUUUCAAAUUUUCCAUUGCAAUGUCCAUUUAAAAGGAACAAGAGAUAUUUCAUAAAUGGCUUUACAAUCAACUCAAAGCUAAUACCCAGCUAUGUCCCCGAAUUAAAAUUUCUCUCGGACUGCAAUAUUUUCGUUAAAAAGCGCAAAGUUCUGCAAUUAACUAUCCAUGGCCGUGUGAUUCGUAGUCGAUCGGGCCGUUAA
Molecule: messenger RNA, 483 nt
Organism: Drosophila eugracilis
Lineage: Eukaryota; Metazoa; Arthropoda; Insecta; Diptera; Drosophilidae
Exons: 2
Coding region: 1-483 (160 amino acids)
Source: RefSeq, a predicted model, not a curated record